CUCGCACAUUUAAUAAAUUCUGUAAAUUCUAUUUAAUAAAAAAUACAUCUUUACAGGACGAAACUACCACUUGACCACCGUAAUGUGAGAUUUUGCCGCUGCCAUGUCCGCUGUUGUUAUAUGGACCACGGUACUCACCAUGCCCCCCCUAAUAGCCGCCUGGAGCGCAGUGUGCGCCCGGAUACUGGCCAUGGCCUUACCUUGGUAAUCUUCCCGGCGAUACACGCCAUGUCCUUGAUAGCGCACCUGGUGCGUUGUGUCCAGUGUAACCAGCCUGAUACUAGCGAGUGUCUCUUCCACAAGAGCUAGGGCUGCCAUAGCCUCCGUGGCCACCCGAAGAGCUGCUGGGGCCUGACUCGCCAGAGAGACUUUCUCUCCUCGAGCGACGUGACUCGCGGUGCUGCCGAAGUGGUGCUGCUUAACGGCCUGGAAGGUAUUCCAUAUCUGCUGAACUUCAGUCGAGUCGCUUUGCAUUGCAUGAUCUUUAAUUUCGUCUGGUCAACAUCUACAACGUCUUCGCGAUCUUCUUGGCGGGUGGCGCCUUUGCUAACGUUCGCAUCCCCACUGCCUACGCUGGCCUCGGCGAGAUUGUGAGCGUUUUGCCUGCCAUUUUUGCCGCUAUGACCAUGCUCCUCCGUAAGUUUCGUGCUUAAUCGUCUGGAGACCACUCACGAACCGCUUCUUGCCAAGUUGCCUGCCGCGUCAUCUUCCCCGCCCUUGGCACCUUAAGCCGUGUUGCUCCUUACCCCCGCAUCAUCGUGACCCUGCUGUGAUAAACUAAUCAAGGAGGAUCUUCACACCAAACCUAGCAUCCCACUCCUCGCAGGCGGGCGAUUGAAUCGAAGGACAUGGCUUUAUGUAGAGGCAGCCAAGAUUGCUGCUUCCUUUAAAUAAUCCUCUCUUCAAAAAACAAAGGGAAAAAAAAGAAAAGAAAAAAGAGGGUGGGAGAGCGUGGCAAAUCUUUAGAAUGUACGAGAUUCCGAGUCAAUGUGUGUAGGCCAAGAUUGGAGACACUGGCAUCCAACCAGGGAGGCAGGGGCUUCGGGAGUUUACGAAAGCCAAGGAUUCACCCCCAAGAUAUCCCAGCAGCGUUUUUACCAGAUCGCCACCUAUUUAGCCACUAGCCUUUCUUUUGUGGCACUUUAAACCAUGGGUGAGGACAGGCGAAUAUACUCAAUGAAUUUCUCACCGCUUCUUCUUCGAUUGCGGUCUUUGCUGACAUGGGGGUGGGAACCCUCGAUAGUUCUCUGCCGAGUUCUAUUCACCACAGACGCUUGAAUAAUCUGGGAUCAGUUGCACGAAUAUAAACUAGAGGGGCAUCAGGAGUUUAAAAAUCAUGAAUAAACCCUCUCGAACGGACGAGCCCCUCGAGGGGGAUGGCUAUAACCAGAGCCCAAAUUCCCUUUCCAAUGACUUGACCACCAACGAAGACCUCAAUGGCAUCACCAACAUCAGGGAAUUGAGACGAGAAGACCCUCAGUCGUUGCAAGGUGCAAGAACGCCGGCAGACGAUGACAAUGGAUCCAACACCCCAAAUGCAGCUGGCAACAAAACCAUGCAUUCCCUAGCCAACCAGUAUUCUGUUAUUGGCCAGCCUUUGAGGAAGAGGGCUUCACAAGUCAAUUGCUCUGCCUCUCUUCCCUCCCACUCACCCACUUUUCCGCCAAAUAAUGGCUCGACUUGCCAGAGUCAUGGUCUUCGUACAGUAGUUAAGCGCUUCAAGAAUGUCUUCCUCAAGUUCUGCUCGUUCAUUGGGCCUGGUUUUAUGAUUGCUGUCGCAUACAUUGAUCCCGGCAACUAUUCAACAGACAUCGCCGCUGGAGCUUCUUACCAGUUCCGGCUGCUGUUCAUUGUUCUCUUGGCCAAUCUAUUCGCCAUCUUCCUCCAGAGUCUUGCUAUAAAGCUUGGCACUGUCAGUGGACUCAACCUCGCAGAGGCAUGCCGAGCAUUUCUCCCCCGAUGGGUCAAUUACAUCUUAUACGCCUUCGCAGAGAUUGCUAUUAUUGCCACAGAUAUUGCUGAGGUGAUUGGAUUUGCUAUAGCACUGAACCUCCUGAUCCCCCAGCUACCCCUGGUUGCUGGAUGUGCCAUUUCAAUCUUCGAUGUCAUGGUCAUUCUCUUCUUUUACCAUCCAGAUGGAUCAAUGAAGACCCUUAGGGUCUUCGAGUUUUUUGUAAUAUGCUUGGUCCUUGGCGUGGUGGUGUGCUUCUGCAUUCAAAUGUCUCUUAUUGAGAAUACCACGGUUGGAGAAGUCUUCAAGGGUUACUUGCCAUCAAGUGCCAUUGUUGAGCAGCAGGCUAUCUACCAAGCAUGCGGCAUUCUGGGAGCAACUGUUAUGCCACACAGCCUCUAUCUGGGCUCGGGUAUAGUCCAGCCACGUCUACGAGACUACGAUGCGAAGCAUAGGCUUCUACCUCCCGAGUUAUCAUCCGCAUCCUCGUCUACCAGCGACAGCGUUGAGAAAGGUUAUUACGUCCCAUCUCUCGGGGCCAUCCGACACUCACUGAAGACCUCAAUCGCCGAGCUGGCCAUUGCUCUUUUUACAUUUGCACUCUUCGUCAACUCGUCUAUUCUUAUCGUGGCUGGUGCCUCCUUGUACAAUAACCCAAAUGCCCUCGAGGCGGACAUCUUCGGCAUCCAUGGCCUGCUCUCAGAAUCCAUUUCGCCUGCAGCAGGCACUAUCUUCGCGCUCGCAUUGUUGCUGUCAGGGAUGUCAGCUGGCGUCGUCUGCACCAUUGCUGGGCAGAUGGUCAGCGAGGGUGCGCUGAAUUGGAAACUCCGCCCCUGGCUACGCCGCCUAGUGACUCGAAGCAUCAGCAUCACACCCAGUAUCAUCAUUGCCGGAGCAGUCGGCCGACCUGGGCUAAAUGCCGCGCUCAGUGCAUCUCAGGUUGCCUUGAGUAUUGUCCUGCCGUUCGUCACAGCGCCACUCAUCUACUUCACCUCCCUUAACAAGCACAUGACGGUUCAACCGGGCGGAGCACGUUUCCUCGCGAUCAACAGGGAGGGCACGUUCGUUCACGACCAGCGCCUUCUUGCGGCGGCGGGAAUUCAUGGUAGUGGCGUUAUCAAGAUGGCCAAUUCGUGGUAUACAGCCGCUUUUGCAGGUCUUGUGUGGAUGAUCAUUACGGGGAUGAAUGUGGCUAAUCUGGUGUUGCUUGGAAAGGGCGAGUGAGUAAAACAUGUAGCGCGCUUGGUGGGGAGCAGCUUUACAGUAGUUCCGCAGCAUAUUGCUUGCCUGUGGCCCAUCUCUUAAGUAUUAUUGGCAAACCUGUGGCGAGGUAACAACCGUUAGCCUACAACAAUCAAAAUUGCUUCAAGGUAUUUGCUUCACCGAAUUAUCCAGAAGGUCGCUGUCCGAGGAGGUGGAGGGGGAGGAGGUACAAAAGAAUGGAAGACUGAACAAGAUACAUGGCAGGGAUUGGGAACGGACAUAUAUAUGAGGCAUCCCGGCCCUGUAAAGGAAAAAUCAAGUCAAUCAAAAGAGGACACUGGUGCAAACGUGGACGAUGUGGGCGUUUCUCGUACGGCCCGAGAAUAAAGCCGAGUCCCGUGCUACCUGUGGAAGAACCAGAAGGCUCGAUCGCAUCACGUGCAAUUAGUCUAGGCAACUCCUGUCACCCAUCACUGUCCAUCACCACGCAUUAACUUGUAUACUCCUAUGUCCUUUCCCAUCACGAUUAUUCCUAGACACGGUUUUGUACAUCGCAAUGUCAGGUCAUCACAGUUCUCGGUCCUUGGUCGUGCCAUCCACCACUUCGCUGCACAUACCCAAGCCCAUUAAUAACAAUGUCUGGUAUCGGUACUCGACAUUUAUAGCGGUAAAAAUACUUAAGCAUAUUCGGCCAUGACACAGAACCGUUCUCAUGUUGACAGGCGGGCUAUGCGUGAAGUACGGGCGCCGUGUAUAUUUAUUGGAAGCUUCAGCAAUGCUUUUUGUAUCGCGACAUACGUCUAUACCAGUACCAAAUGUUUUAUGUGCAUUUACUCAUUCUAGGUGGACGUACAUCGUGAUGGAAAGGAUACAGGGAGAUAUGAUUGGCAGUGGCUGGGUAAACCGAAGUGAGGAGCUGCUGUUUUAUGAUGAAAAGUCGCUGCACAAACAUAUGGCACGAUGGACAUCCCUUGCAGUACCUGUAGCCGUACAAUUUAUCACGUCGAAUAUGUAUAUUUCCAUAUGAACGGCCAAAUAUAGCACGUAGAAGGUCUAGCCAGGAGCCACCAAGGUUUUCAAGCAUGUAUAUUAUAGCAGCAUCCUCUGCCGGACUGAAAGGGGUCUUGUCCUUCACGCGUGAAGUUCCAUCGGGCGGGUGAAGCAAACAUGGGCCCGGCCACCCACCAGGAAGAACUGGCCACGCUAUCUGAUUCCGCUGACUAGAUUUCACAGAAUGGCCUCUUAAUAUGGCUGGUUCUUGGAGUAUGCUAGUAUGAGCGCCUGCUCCUAAUGGCCCUGGUUGUUCUGGGAGAAGAGGCUAAAAUGGCACUGAGGGAGGGGUACAGGAUAGGGAGUUCGUCGCAAAGUGUUGCUGGUUGGUGUUACCAUGUGAGUUUGCGGUAUGAGAC
This is a messenger RNA of Aspergillus calidoustus, 4563 nucleotides long. NCBI's taxonomy places the organism in Eukaryota, Fungi, Ascomycota, Eurotiomycetes, Eurotiales, Aspergillaceae. The record is from the annotation of a GenBank genome assembly.